Molecule: messenger RNA, 3540 nt
Organism: Cotesia glomerata
Lineage: Eukaryota; Metazoa; Arthropoda; Insecta; Hymenoptera; Braconidae
Exons: 7
Coding region: 183-2843 (886 amino acids)
Source: RefSeq, a predicted model, not a curated record
GGUAUAUGAGUUAUGAGGUUCUGUUUGCUUUCUUACUGAGGACAAAGCUUAAUAGAUGUAAAAUAUUAUAAAAAAAAAAUUAUUCAACUUUAUUUUUUUAAAAUAUACAAAUGUAUCAAGAUUUUUACAUCAACAUAAGGUUGUGAUUGAAUUUCGUAACAAUAUUUAUCAACUGUUCUAAAAUGAAAGCUAAAACUAAAACAAAGAAAAGUGAUCGGAAAUUCACUCGACAUAAACUUACGCCAAAAGAUUCGCCUCAAAUUGAAACUCCUAUUUGUGACUUCUCGAAUUUAUGUAAACCUAUCGAUACAAGCUUAUCCAAUUUAGUUCAAGUAACAAAAUUGUUAGAAACUGCGAAUGAUGAAAUUAAAUAUAUUCUCACUUAUGAAUGUGAAGUUAUUUAUGAAUGUAAAAUAUGUCGAAGUUUAUUUAGAAGUUUAUUAAACUUUAUUUCACAUAAACGAAUUUAUUGCCCUGAAAAAUUUAAUAUUUCAAAUAACAAAGAUGUCAUAAAUCCUCAAGUUAUGGUCGUUGAAAAAUCUAUUGAUUCUGAAUGUGAAGAAAAUUAUGAAGAUCAAAAAUCAACCAAAAAUGAAGCUCUCAAUAGGAAAUUUAGUAAGAAGGAUCUAACAUCAGUGAUAACAAUGUUACAGAAAAAACAAGCAGAUCCAAAUUAUAAUGACGUUGAAGAAAGAAAUCGUCGAACUCGUAUUGUAGCAGAUACUGAACAAGUACUUUUAGAAGUUUUAGAUUCUAAUCGAGCUGCUUUUCAAACUGUCUUAGAACCAAAGCUGUCAAAUAUUGCUUCAAACGAUCUAAUGAAAGCUCAGACGAUAGAAUUACAAAAUAUAUUAAAUCGAGAUACAGCUGUACUUGGUCCAGAUGGGUCCAUUGUGGAGUUUAAGAAUGAUGGAAAAGUUGACAAUAAAGACAUUGAUAAAGUUUCAAACCAUAAUCUCGUGUGCUCGACAUGUAAUAUCAAAUUUGCAACCAAAAAAACAUUAACUUUUCAUAUAAAAUCACUUCAUACUCCUAAUCGACUUGUCUAUCCUUGCCCUUGUUGUCCAAGCUUAUUUCCUAGUACGUGGGGUGUUUAUCGGCAUUUAGUAAAAGUUCAUCGAAAAAGUAAUGCUCAAGUCCGAAAAUUACGAUCAGAGAUUCAAACAAAGGCAUACUUGAAAGAAACUACUCGUGCUCAAGACAUUGAUAAGGAUUGUGCUAAUAAUAAAUUGAAUAAUUCCAAAGAAUCUCGACUAAUGAAUGAAACUCAGGAAUGGAUGACACACUUGGAAUCAGAUACAGAGCUUCAAAGAUGUGGGGGUUGUAACAAAAGAUUUGACAGAAAAGCGGCAUUGUUAGCACACUCUCAAAUUUGUCAAAGACGUCAAGCUGCAUGUAGUGAUGUUGCGAUUAGAUCUAAACGCAAUAAAAUUGCUUCUGAAGCAAAUACUGAAAAAAUAAGUACGUUAACUGAAGUUUCUAAACCAACAAAGGAGAAUCUACAGAUACCAAUCAAAAAAAUGUCUAUCGAAUCAGAAUCACGAGUUAUAUCAUCCUCAGUAAAUUCCACUAGCUUAUUAAAUUUAUCUAAUAUAUCACCUGCUGUUUCAAUAACUCGAUUACCUCAGCAACAACAGGCUAAUGAAAUUAGAGUGGAAGGUAUUGCUAGUCUUAGCAAAGAUGCGUGGGAAAAAAUUGGAGAUGAAACAUCUAAACUAAGAGUUGAUACUAGUGUUGACGUCUUGACAAUACCUUCUGAAGCUACGCCAACAAAAAUAUCUCCAAAUGAUAGUGUAUCAGAUGAUCCAGAGAUUAUAUUUACCAAUAUUGAGAAACCUAGUAUUUUAAAAAAUAAAGGCAGCAAAAAAAGAAAAAUGGGAAAACGAAAUACUUCAAUAGAUUCUAACAAAAGAAUUAACUUAUUGGUGCAAGAAAAUAAUGAGAAAAUGAAUUCGGUAAAAAUACCAUCAAAAUCAGAUACAAAUUUAGAUGAAAAAAUAAAUUUCAUAAGUCCUCAAAAAUUUGAAUGCAUACCGUGCAAACUUACAUUCUCCAAUCUUACACAUCUACGAAGGCAUAUGACUGAGCAUAUGGAUUGGUACCGUUUUAGAUGUAAAUUGUGUGAAUUUAAAUGUUUUAACAAGAUCGAUUGUGUUGCUCAUUUUAAUAAAAUUCAUAACGCUAAAAAUAGCCGAAUGAAUAUUGAAAAUAUGGUAAUAGAAUCAACAUUCAAUGAAAAAUCUACAAAUUCUUCAAGAAGUUUAUUGAAAAAAUGUCAUGUAACUAUACCAGUAAUUCAAAACGGUAACAAUUCUACAGAUGAAAACGAUAGCUGUAGCGUUAAAUCUUGUGAAGAAUUACCUGACGAAAACAGUGAGAUAGCUAAAAAAGCCAAGUUAGGGGAAGACUCAGAACUGCGUCGAAUGGUUAUGGAAGUGAUAUUUGGUUCAUCUGAAACAGUAAAUGAAGAAGAACCUGGAAGUAGUACUGAAAUUGAGGAAAUUCGAGAUUGUAAAAAAAACAGUAAAAUGCCUAAUAAAACAUAUUCAGAUCAUGAAAAAAAUAGCUUGAAUCAUAUAGCAACAAUGAAAUUAUCAUCAAAUCACAAUAGGCCAUCACGUAAUAGCAGAAAUCGUACGAAGCUUGAAAAUAAAAAUUUCAUUUAUGAUUUAGAUGCAGUUCUCGUUAAAGAUUCUGCUACAGACGGAACAGGAGUCAUUGUAGAGGACAAUGAAACAAGUACGAAUAUUAUGAACAAUGAAUCCGAUUCAGAAAGCGAUCUAUCUGUUGUACUUUAUCGAGAUAGAAGUAUUGUGAAAACUAAAUUAGAAAAGGUUGCAUAAAAUGAAUAUUUUUACCCUUAAAUUGAUAUUUUUUAAAUGUAACAUUUAUUACUAUAAGAUUGUAUGCUCUUUUGUUCUUAAUAUAGAAGAAAAUUGCUGUUGGACAAUUUCUUUUCAUUCUACGUUGUAUUGAUAAUGAAUAAGAACAAAGGUAUUGUAAUAAUUCAAUUAAUUUAACAGUAUUGAUUUGAUUAUCUUGUGCGUGUAUGUAUAGUCAUAAAAAUACAUCUUAUAUUCAUAUGUUUAACUAUAGGAAUUCUAUUAAUAAACCAUUAACAAAAAAUUACAUAAAAAUAUUUUAAACAAAAAAAAAUCUAUUCUUAUUUAUUAUUUCUAUUGUUGAUCUUUUUAAAGGUCUAUUUUAUUUAUAUGAAAAAAGAAAGUUAUACAAAUAUUGGCUUCAUUGUAGCUAUGCAUGGCAAAUCUUAAACCGAUUGAGUAAUCCUAGGAGUAAAAAAAAUUGUAUACAAUAAGUAUAUAUUUUAGGAAAAUAUCAGCUAAGGUAUGAAACUAAAAGGAAUAUUUAAUUGUUAAAUAAUUUCUAAACUCUGUUUCUCUCUCUAUUUAAUUUUUUUAAUUUCUAAACGAUUAAUAUUUUAGUCAAUGUUUAACUAGACAAUAAAAAACAAAAAUAUAGCAAUUUAUUCUGUUUUCAAAUCAUAAUUUUAAAAAAUAGAAUAAUUGUGCAAGAAAAAUA